Messenger RNA from Solanum tuberosum (potato), 1541 nucleotides. Its product is annotated as pentatricopeptide repeat-containing protein At1g77405-like. NCBI's taxonomy places the organism in Eukaryota, Viridiplantae, Streptophyta, Magnoliopsida, Solanales, Solanaceae. The record is from RefSeq and is a predicted model, not a curated record. The coding region runs from base 157 to 1194 and encodes 345 amino acids. Gene Ontology annotation, molecular function: protein binding. The transcript is spliced from 3 exons.
GAGUUCCAUAACGCUCAGAAGGGAGUACUCAUUCUUGGCCCAGCUGCUCAUAGAGAUCCUCAAAAGGUACAAUUAGGAUUAGAGAAAGCAUUGGAAUUUUUCCAUUGGGUUGAGACCCGCUGUGGGUUUACUCACAAUGAGCUCACUUGCAGAGAAAUGUCUCUUGUUCUUGCCAAAGGGUCUUGUAAUUCGAAGCUUCUUUGGGAAUUUCUCAAAAGAAUGUCGAGAAGAGGGCUUUUGACGACACCAACUGUUACGUGUUUGAUAAAAUGCCUAGGAGAAGAAGGGUUGGUAAAUGAAGCAUUGACUACUUUCUACAGAAUGAAGCAAUUUCACUGUAAGCCUGAUGUUUAUGCUUACAACACACUCAUAUUUGCUCUUUGUAGAGUUGGGAAUUUCAAAAAAGCCAAGUUCUUGAUGGAGCAAAUGGAGUUGCCUGGUUUUAGGUGUCCACCUGAUGUCUUUACUUACACAAUAUUGAUUAGCUCUUAUUGUAGAUAUGGUAUGGAAACUGGCUGUAGAAAAGCUAUUAGACGGAGAAUGUGGGAGGCGAAUCACUUGUUUCGCAUCAUGCUAUUCAAAGGAUUUGUUCCUGAUGUAGUAACUUAUAAUAGUUUGAUCAAUGGAUGCUGCAAAACUAAUAGGAUAGAGAGAGCAUUGGAGUUGUUGGAUGAUAUGGUGAAAAGAGGGGUUGUGCCUAAUCGAAUUACGUAUAAUUCUUUCAUUAGGUAUUAUAGUGUUACAAAUGAGAUUGAUAAGGCUAUUGAAAUGCUGAGAAGAAUGCAAGGAAUGAAUCAUGGAGUAGUACUACCAUGUAACAGUUCGUAUACACCGAUAAUUCAUGCUAUGUGUGAAACUGGUAGGGUGGUGGAGGCAAGAGAUCUUCUUGUCGAAUUGGCUGAACAAGGUUCGAUUCCAAGAGAAUAUACUUAUAAACUAGUUCGUGAUGCUUUAGAAUCUUCUGGGAAGAUUGAUUUGCUUGAUGAACAAUUGUGUACAAGAUUAGAAGAUGGUAUUAAAGCAAGCUGCUGUCUCUUGGUUGAGUGCACGAAAGAAGCAUCAUGUUUUGGAGUGGGUGUUGAUUUACCUAGACAACAAGCUCUAGCGAUAAGAGAAUCAUCUUCCGCUGCCAAAAAAGAUAAAUCGCAUCUCACAUUGUUGGGUAUCCCUGUAUGGGCCCAAAGAAAAAGCUGAAAUUUGCUCUCGAGUUUUUCUGGGAUGGAAAGAGCAGUGCUGAGGAUUCAGUCAUCCACCUGAAAACACCUGUCUGAAUGCUGGCAUUAAGUACAUCCCAGCAACACAUUCUCUCGACACAACCGCAAUGCUUGGUGCCAUCCCAUAAUCAGGCGGCUCUCAGCUUUAUAAAGAUUUUGACUGUUGGUUUGUGUGAACAUAAAGCUGCACUUGCAUCGUUCCUCCUUUCUUCCGUCUGUCAUUAAAUGACGUGUGCAAGUAAUGUAAAGAAUAAGAGAAAUAUGACUAAACUUAUACAAUUGUGCUUUUGACUAUAAUUUCUGCUCGGCAAAAAAGCUUGAAUAUGA